Messenger RNA from Arvicola amphibius (Eurasian water vole), 774 nucleotides. RefSeq names its product chromosome 1 C22orf31 homolog (gene C1H22orf31). NCBI's taxonomy places the organism in Eukaryota, Metazoa, Chordata, Mammalia, Rodentia, Cricetidae. The record is from RefSeq and is a predicted model, not a curated record.
AUGUCAUCUCCUUGGCACCCAAUUAAUGUGAGACAAGAGUCCAGCAUCCCUACCUAUGGACGACCCAUGCCAUUAAACACCAAGCUUCAGGACUGCUAUGUGGCCUCGCCGACAUCCAUGUGGGCCCCAGCACCAGGUGCCACCUCUUAUUGGGAAGUGGUAAAGCCAUAGAUUGCCUAUUUGUUCUCGCUGGCCAAAGUUGUGCUCAGACGACAACAGAAGGGUAAAUGCCACAGAUUAAUAAAAAAAGACUUGUUAGAGGCAGAGACACACAGAACAAGAAAGGCCAGCAGGCCAGCUACUGGGCACUCCAGAGCAGAGGGCCUGCAGGCCGUACCAGAGAGUGACGAUUCUGAGACACAAAUCCCUGAUUAUUCUGACCUCCCAAGUUUGAACUUCAUCUCUGCUUUCUUCUUGGCAUUGAGUAAAGAAAGUUCAAAGGAAAAAAAUAACAGCCAAGAUCUUGAGGAUAGAUACGCCAAAUAUGCAGCUGCUACCCAAGUGUUGUCCAGGGGCACUGGGAUGACAGCCUGGAAGUUGCUUCCUGAAACCCAAGAGGGACAGCAGUUGGAGGACAUGCCAACCAUCCAUAAUCAGGCUCUGCACCAUGCUGUGGUGGAGCCCACGCUGUGAGAUCCUUCUAAAACCAUGAGGUACAGACUGGAGCUAGGUAAAGCCUUUAUACAAAGGCUCCAAGAAGCUCAGCAGUCAGAUGCCACCAGGAGUGCAGAGAGGAACCUGGAACUGAGUGGGGAGUAUGGCUGCUGUCCCUGA